This is a messenger RNA of Cladophialophora bantiana CBS 173.52, 753 nucleotides long. RefSeq lists its product as uncharacterized. NCBI's taxonomy places the organism in Eukaryota, Fungi, Ascomycota, Eurotiomycetes, Chaetothyriales, Herpotrichiellaceae. The transcript is spliced from 2 exons. Bases 1 to 753 code for a protein of 250 amino acids. The record is from RefSeq and is a predicted model, not a curated record.
AUGCUACCAGAAACUAAAUGCGGCAGCGACAGUUCUGAUAACGGCGCCAACCUCGAGAAAACGUUCCUCACAGCAGAAUUACAGCCCCUCGCACAAGACAUCCGAAAUGGCAACCUCGAAGUGGUUGGUAGCCCAAAGGGCUUUGAUCCUACCAACAUUGCACUCGACGCUAGGAAUUACGUUCAGAUAUCCUAUGCCUCAGCUCGCAUUUGUGUGCUCAACCCUAACCUCUUUGAGAACUUGCACAUGCCAAAAGACAACCUGGCCGAUGGUCUUCAGACUUUUAUCGGCUCAUGCUGUCCUGCCAACGCCACACAGGAAUGCCAAGCAGGCACAACACCUUCAAUGGUGAUACGUCUGCAACGGUCGGAAUGCCUUGUCGCGGGUACUCUGAAGUAUUUGGACUUUCUCGAGUCCUUCAUCUCCAACGAUGCUUUCCAGUUGGUCUUCAUCACCUCGCUCGAUGGUGUCGCAGCUUUCGCCAAUAUAGAAGUCAAGGAACCGAGCUCACUCGCCAGAGUUGCGAUAAGGACCGGCCGGAGUUUCGAAGACAUCCUGGACCGAGCGGGCACAGACACCUCUCUGUUUUCUGAGCAGCCGCUGGUCGAUGCUCGCCAUAUCGCUCAGACAGCGGUUCAUGAAGGAAUAGACGCCGCGACACGAGAAGCUGAAGCUGAUGGUGAGCUUGUGAUUGAAGCGGGACUAGAUGCAGCGGCGGCCGGCUUGGAGGACCCGGAUCCGUUCGAUGUUUAG